AUGAUCUCUGCUCACUGCAACCUUUACCUCCUGGGUUCAAGCAAUUCUCCUGCCUCAGCUUCCCAAGUAGCUGGGAUUGCAGAAGUUACUGAAAACCUGGUUACAAAUGAUAAUUCACCUAACGUACCAGAGGCAAUUGAUAGACUCUUCAACGACAUAGCAAAUAUCAACAGGGAGUCUAUGGCUGAAAUGUCAGACACUCAGAUUGAAGAAAUAGCAGUAAACCUAUGGAACUGGGCACUUACCAAGAGAGGAGGUUUUCAUAUAAAUGAAGAGCAGAAAACUAAAAUACAUUAUGUUGCCUGCAAGUUGCUCAGUAUGUGUGAAGCCUCAUUUGCCUCAGAACAAGGUAUUCAACGACUCAUUAUGAUGAAUACUAAAAUAGGAAAAGGGUGGUUGGAUGUUGGAAAUUUUUUAAUUGCUGAUGAAUGUUUUCAAGCUGCUGAGGUGAGUCUGGAGCAAUUAUACACGAAAUUAAUUCAGAGGAGCUCCCCUGAGACUGACUUGACCUUGGAGAAGAUGGCUGUUGAGAAAGACCACUUCAGAGUGCUUUCUUACCAAGCAGAGUCAGCAGUUUUUCAAGGGGAUUUUCAAAGAGCAUCUAUGUGUGUACUGCAAUGUAAAGAUAUGUUGGUGAAGCUCCCUGAAAUGAUUUCAUAUCUUCAUGAACUCUGUUGGAACUUUGGAUCAGAAACCCAGAAGAAUAAUAAAUAUGAAGAAAGUUCUUUCUGGCUUAGCCAAAGCUAUGAUAUUGGGAAGAUGGAUAAGGAUUCUACUGAUCCAGAAACGCUGGCUAAAGUUCUACGGUUAUUAGCCACCAAUUAUUUGGAUUGGGAUGACACCAAAUAUUAUGAUAAGGCUCUCAAUGCUAUAAACCUAGCAAACAAGGAACAUUUAAAUUCUACCGGGCUUUUCUUAAAAAUGAAAAUCCUCUUGAGAGGUGAAACAUCUAAUGAAGAACUCCUUGAAGCUGUCAUGGAAAUACUGCAUCUUGACAUGCCCUUAGACUUCUGUCUGAACAUUGCUAAACUGCUGAUGGAUCAUGAAAGUGGCUCCAAUUGCCAGCCAAAAGGGCACCCGGACCGGUGUAUUUUGUAUGGAGAACCACUGCUCCGGGGCGCCAACAAAGCAGCCGCGCGGGGUAAAGCAGCAGCGCUGGUCGGCACAGCCGCACUGGGCCGAAACAGCCGCACUGGCGACCCGUGGAGCUUCUCUGCCUGGGAAUUUCCUAGUCUCUCCAAUUGCCAUCUAAAACGGUGCCCGGACUCGUGUAUUUUGUACGGAGAACCGCUGCACCGGGGCGCCAGCACAACAUCCGCGCUGACCAAACCAGCCGUGCUGGCGACCUGUGGGGCUCCUUCACCUCUGAAACUCUUGGUCUCUCACCAAACAGGAAGACAACUGACAGCAGAAUUAAUGAUCUGGCUACACAACAUUCUGUGGAGAAAAGCUGCCAGUAGUUUUGAGGUACAAAAUUACGCUGAUGCCCUACACUGGUACUAUUAUUCUCUGAAGUUUUAUUCACCUAGUGAAAUGGAUGUGGACUUCGCCAAGCUGCAGAGGAACAUGGCUUGCUGUUACCUGAAUUUGCAACAACUUGAUAAGGCCAAAGAGGCAGUGGCAGAAGCUGAACGACAUGAUCCUCGAAACAUUUUCACUCAAUUUUAUGUAUUCAAGAUUGCAGUCAUGGAGGGCAACUCUGAAAGAGCUUUGCAGGCAAUAAUUACUUUAGAGUAUGUAUUAACAGAUGAAGAAUCAGAAGAUAAUGAUGUAAUUGCAGAGAGAGGUUCAUCUAUCAUGCUUCUAAGUUUAGCUGCCCAGUUUGCUCUAGAGAAUGGACAACAAAUUGUGGCAGAAAAAGCUUUGGAAUAUUUGGCUCAACGUUCAGAAGACCAAGAACAAGUUCUUACAGCUACAAAAUGUUUGAUUCAUCUUGUUUUUCCAAAAAUUGCUGAAAUGCCGGAAUCUGAAGAUAAAAUGAAAGAAAUGGAUCGACUUUUGACUUGCCUGAAUAGAGCCUUUGUGAAACUUUCUCAGCCUUAUGGUGAAGAAGCCUUCAGUUUGGAGUCAAGAGCUAAUGAAGCUCAGUGGUUUCGAAAAAUGGCUUGGAACUUGGCUGUGCAAUCUGACAAAGAUCCAGUGAUAAUGAGAGAGUUUUUCAUACUUUCUUAUAAGAUGUCCCAGCUUUGUCCUUCUGAUAAAGUAAUUCUGAUUGCACGGAAAACAUGUUUACUUAUGGCAGUUGCAGUUGAUCUAGAGCAAGGGAGAAAAGCACCAACGACUUUUGAACAGACCAUGUUCCUGAGCCGUGCGCUUGAGGAGAUCCAUAAAUGCAAUGAGAUCUGGAAUUUGCUGAAAGAAGCAGGGGACUUCUCAAAUGAUUCAUGUGAGAAAUUGCUUCUGCUGUAUGAGUUUGAAGUUAGAGCCAAAUUGAAUGAUCCAUCACUGGAAAGCUUCCUGGAACCAGUGUGGGAGCUGCCUCAUUUAGAAUGUAAAACAUUUGAAACAAUUGCAAUAAUAGCAAUGGAAACACCUGCACACUACCCUUCCAUUGCUCUCAAGGCCUUGAAAAAGGCUUUAUUGCUCUACAAAAAGGAAGAAUCAAUUGAUAUUUCACAAUACAGCAAAUGUAUGCACAACUUGAUUAACCUCUCAGUGCCAGAUGGGGCGUCGAGUAUAGAGCUCUGUCCGCUGGAAGAAGUUUGGGGCUUUUUUGAAGAUGCUCUGAGCCACAUUAGCCGCACUAAAGACUACCCAGAAAUGGAGAUUCUCUGGCUGAUGAUCAAGUCCUGGAAUACUGGAGUACUUAUGUUUAGCAAGAGCAAGUAUGUAUCUGCUGAAAAGUGGUGUGGUCUGGCCUUGCGUUUUCUUGACCACCUUACCUCCUUCAAGGGAAGCUAUGAAACUCAGAUGAAUAUGCUAUAUAGUCAGCUUGUGGAGGCACUGAAUAGCAACAAGGGCCCAGUGUUUCAUGAACAUGGCUACUGGAGCAAGACAGAUUAGGCAAGCUCAUGGCCACAUGAAGUAUAUUGUUCUCAGAUGCUGACUGUUUAAAUUUUUGCCAGAGUUUCUCUUGAACUUUUGUUUCUGUUUUCUCAGACCCUGUUUUCAUGUUGUUGAAUAAACUUUAAGUGAAGCAUACUGAAUUUAC
This is a messenger RNA of Sapajus apella (tufted capuchin), 3151 nucleotides long. RefSeq names its product testis expressed 11 (gene TEX11). Gene Ontology annotation, biological process: synaptonemal complex assembly; reciprocal meiotic recombination; meiotic cell cycle. The record is from RefSeq and is a predicted model, not a curated record. Gene Ontology annotation, molecular function: protein binding. The transcript is spliced from 30 exons. Gene Ontology annotation, cellular component: central element. Bases 1 to 3003 code for a protein of 1000 amino acids. NCBI's taxonomy places the organism in Eukaryota, Metazoa, Chordata, Mammalia, Primates, Cebidae.